GAGAGAUGGAGGAGAUACGACAGGCAGCCUUGUGCUAUUACAGAGACAGCGAACCAGAGAUUAAGAUGAAGGCGGCGGAACAAUUCAUGUCAAUGGAUGGGGAUGGAGAUGGGAAGGUAAGCAUAACGGAGUUUACAGAAUACCUAAAGAGUGCGGGGUGCAAUGUUGAUAAGAACCUAUCUCGAAACUUAUUUGAAGAAUUGGAUCGGGACAAAAAUGGGGUUCUAGAUUUCGAGGAAGCCAUAGUCUUCUUUUACAUCUCAACAAAGAGAAUGAUAAUCUGUGGUGGGUGCGGAUCGUUUAUAAGGGAUGUUUAUUUUACAUGCAUCCAAUGCUUCCGCAACAAAAGUCAAGAUGCCUACAAUCUUUGCUGCGACUGCUACGCCUCUGGUCAAGGCCGAAGCGAUGAACACAAAGUUUUUCUCGAUAACUUUACCGCACUGAAAUUCAUAAGGCAGUCCAUAGAAAAGGGACAAACUUCCAAGAGAAAUGGGGUCGUAGCUGCUGUAGCAGUAUUUGUUGCCAAAGCUGCCGCCCGUCAUGCUGCACUUCAUGCGGCGGGAGCCGCUGGGGAGGUGGCGGUAGGAGCUGCCGUCGCCGGUGCUUUUGGACCCGUUGUACAAGGUGCAGCCGUGUUAGGGGUUGCGAAAGCUGCAGUCGUGGUUGCAGCCGUCUCUGCAGCCUGCAGCAUCAUGUGAUAGAUUAUGAUGCUUGUGUAAAAAUUAAAAAAAAAAAAUCUUGGUUUUUGUUUCAACUGUCUUAGUAAUUCAGAAAAAAAAAGAUGGUCUGUAAUUAAUGGUGGAUGUGUAUCAAUGUAAUUAAUGGUGGGCUACCCUCUGCUUCCACCAUAGAUUACUAUAAAAUUCUACCUUCAUAUUUUUUUCA
Messenger RNA from Nelumbo nucifera (sacred lotus), 885 nucleotides. RefSeq lists its product as uncharacterized. The record is from RefSeq and is a predicted model, not a curated record. Gene Ontology annotation, molecular function: calcium ion binding. Lineage: Eukaryota; Viridiplantae; Streptophyta; Magnoliopsida; Proteales; Nelumbonaceae.